Molecule: messenger RNA, 2130 nt
Organism: Gastrolobium bilobum
Lineage: Eukaryota; Viridiplantae; Streptophyta; Magnoliopsida; Fabales; Fabaceae
Exons: 2
Coding region: 1-2130 (709 amino acids)
Source: RefSeq, a predicted model, not a curated record
AUGGUUAACCCACGAUCCUUGCAAUUUGAUCCUGAGAUAGAGAAGACAACCAUAAGUCUCAGAAAAAUUGCCAAGGAAAGAAAAGAAAAAGAAGCAUCAAGCUCGACGGAACCAAAGGAAGAAACUAUGGCUGACAACAUCGUACUUCAGAAUCCUCCAAGAACCUUGGGAGAUUACAUGACUCUAGCCCGAGUUCCGCAGACGACAAGCAUUGUUAGACCAAAUGUGGAUGCUAAUAAUUUUGAGCUCAAGCCAGCACUGUUGCAACUGAUUCAAAAAGAUCAGUUCGCUGGAGGAAGCACAGAGGACCCCUACAUUCAUCUUGAGAAUUUCUUGCUUUAUUUUGACACAUUAAAGAUGAAUGGAGUCUCACGUGAUGCCAUCUUGCUCAGAGUCUUCCCAUGCUCACUGAAGGAAGAAGCAAGAGGUUGGCUGCAAUCACUGCCUCAAGGAAGCAUCACCAACUGGGAUGACUUGGCUACCAAGUUCUUGGCCAGAUUCUUCUCAUCUUCAAAGAUGGAAACUUCUUUUGAACAAAAAGAAAGUGAAUCCUUAUACGAGGCAUGGGAAAGGUUCAAAGGACUACUCUGCAAAUGUCCACAACAUGGCUUUGAAGCUUGGGAGAAAGGACAAAUUUUCUUCCAAGAAAUAACGCCCAAUACAAGAACCUUGAAUGAGCAAAUAUUACAAAUUAACAAGAGACAACAAGCACAACUAGAUGCUCUCACGAAGCAAUUUUCAAAUUCUCAAGUCUCUUCUGUUAACACUCCUCAAGUCACUUAUGGGAUUUGUGCAAGUGCUCAUGCUACUGAAGGCUGUGAUUUCAUGAAGGCACCUGAGAAUGCUGAAGACAACGAAAUCUGGUACGAUCAAAAGAACCAGAAUAAUCCAGGGAGGAAACAAUAUGGAAAUAACUAUAAUCAAGGGUGGAAAAAUCAAAAUCAACACUCAGAGUUUAGUUACAAAUCAAAUCAUCAGUUGAAUCCUCCUCCACUAGUACAACAACAAGGUAACACCUCAGAGUGGGAGAAAGCCUUUGAAUGGCUGUCCAAGACCACUUCAGAUUAUAUUCAAAAUGCAAAUGCCUUUAGGGAAGACACCUCUGCUUUUAUGCAUAAAACAAGAGCUUCAUUUCGGAACAAAGAAGCUUCCAUCUGGAAUCUUGAAACUCAUAUUGGCCAGCUGUCAAGACAGUUCGCUGAAAGAACCCAGGGUACCUUCUCGAGUAACAUUCUCACUAACCCAAAAGCACAAUGUAAGGCUAUUACUACCAGAAGUGGGAUCGUGAUUCUACCUAUGGAAAAGCCUUCAGUGGAGAAGAAGAAAGAUGAAGAACCUGCAGCUGAAGAGGAGGAAAAGAAAGAUGCGGGAGAAUAUGAAAAGAGCAUUCCAGAAAAGAAGCUGUUUAAAUGGGAGAAAAAGAAAGCUCUAGACAGGAAAACAAAACCUGUGGAUCCAUCUCCCUAUGCUCGAGUUCCAUACCCUCAGAGGCUGAAACAAGAUAUCCAGAAACAACAAUACACAAAAUUUCUGGAGAUCUUCAAGAAGUUGCAGGUGAAUAUUUCCUUUGCAGAAGCUCUGGAAAGCAUGUCGAACUAUGCAAAAUUCAUGAAAGACCUUCUAUCUAGAAAGCGCAAGUUGAAGGAGGGCGAAAUAGUGGCCUUAACCGAGGAAUGCAGUGCAAUUAUUCAGAAGAAACUUCCUCCCAAAUUGAAAGAUCCAGGCAGCUUUAGCAUUUCUAUAGAAAUUGGGAAUAUUGAAGUAGGAAAGGCACUAUGUGAUCUGGGAGCGAGUAUAAAUUUGAUGACGCUCUCCAUAUGUAAAGCUCUUGGAAUCAAAAGGCUGAAACCAACUACAGUUCCUCUUCAAUUAACUGACAGAUCGAUCAGACGACCAGACGGGGUUAUUGAGGAUGUUUUGGUAAAAAUUGACAAAUUUAUUUUUCCUGCAGAUUUUGUAAUCCUGAACAUGGAAGAAGAUGCUGAAAUCCCUCUACUGUUUGGGAGGCCCUUCCUAGCUACUGCAAGAGCAACGAUCAAUGUGAAGCAAAGGAAGCUGAUGUUGAGGAUGAAUGAAAAGACAGUCACCAUUGAUGUCUUUGAGUUUAUGAAGCAUCCAUAUGAUGGAUGA